Messenger RNA from Esox lucius (northern pike), 3795 nucleotides. RefSeq names its product SLIT-ROBO Rho GTPase-activating protein 3-like. The record is from RefSeq and is a predicted model, not a curated record. Bases 457 to 3270 code for a protein of 937 amino acids. The transcript is spliced from 23 exons. Lineage: Eukaryota; Metazoa; Chordata; Actinopteri; Esociformes; Esocidae. Gene Ontology annotation, biological process: negative regulation of cell migration; signal transduction. Gene Ontology annotation, cellular component: cytoplasm. Gene Ontology annotation, molecular function: protein binding.
UAUUUAUAGUAGGCCUUGAGGAGAAAAGAGGAAAGGAUGGGGGCGUGGCUUAGGUUAUGAUUUACACUCAGAGAGAGGAGGCUGUGUGUAAAAGGGAGGCAGACAGAGAGAGGGCUCUGUGUUUGUAUUAGAGAGGAGGAAAAAGAGAGAGCGAAGGGGGCCGUGUUUGAGUGAGGGAGCGAGGAGAGAGAUAGAGAGCAAGGGCUGUUUGGAGUGUGUGCCUGAAAACAGAGGAGGGAGGAGGAGGAGAGAGCUGAGGAAAAAAUCUGUCAGAUCCACACACUGGUCUCCGUGAUACAGGAGAGAGGGCGGAGGAGAAAAGAGGGGGAAAAGGAGAGGGAGAAGAAGAGAGAGGGGGGAACAGGACUGCAUAGUAAGGUUCAUCUACUUCCACAGACUCACUGGAGACGUGAAUGACCAAUAGGCGGGGUUAGAGGUUAGAGGUCAGGGCCAGACAUGAUGACAUCACACGGAAAGUUGAGGAUGCAAAGAGGGAGUGUGUAUGAGUACGACUCACAGAUUAAAGACCUGCGGGCCCAGCUGUGUGACCAGAUGAAGGUUCUGGACAGUCAGGUCGAGGUCAAAGGUCAAUUCCUGUCUGACCUGUCUGAGUUUUUCCGUCGCCGGGGCGACAUCGAGGCAGAGUACGCCCGCGCCCUCGACAAAUUAACUGAAAGGUUUACACUGAAGACCAAGAGAAAGGAGCAGAGUGGCCAGUCGGUGUCUCAGUGUUGGUCAGUGCUCCUGAGUCAGACGCGUGCGGAGAGCAGGGAACAUGCAGCGCUGAGUGAAUCCUGCUCACACACACUCACACAGCGACUCACACACUGCUCCGAGGACACGCAUCGCCUAGCCAAACGGAGUAAGGAGGUUGGGAUGCAGAUGCAAGAUGAGCUACUUAAGGUCACCACUGAGCUGCAGACGGCACUCAGGACCUACCACCAGUAUCAUACAGACAGUCUGACAGCUGAGGGAAAACUGAAGGAAGCCACCCGAUUAGAGGAGAGACAGACGGGCAAGUCAGCUGACCUUGGAAUCGCCCAAUCAGGAGGACAGAGGCGGAGCUCUGUGAAGAAGAUGGAGAAAAUGAUGGAAAAGAGACACGGCAGAGUGCAGGAGACCCAGCUGAAGUGCACGAAGGCUCGUAAUGACUAUCUGUUAAAUCUGGCAGCUGCGAACGCAACAAUGAACAAGUUCUAUCUACAGGACCUCAGCACACUCAUAGAUUGUACUGAUCUGGGCUUUCACCUGUCCUUGGAUCAAGUAAUGAGGUCAUACCUGGCCAGCAGGACGCGUGUCCUUAAAGCUGAGGAGUCUGGACUGAAGCAGCUGGAACAAGAAGUGGCAUCACUGGACCAGGGUGGAGACAGAGAUGCUCUGCUACAGAACCAUGACACAACUUUCUGUCUGCCCUUCCGCUUCAGUUACCAUCCUCAUGAGGGAGACCAGGUGGCCGAGGUGAGUGCAGAGAGCCAGGUGAGGUAUGAAUUGGAGACCAGGUUCCAACAGCUCCAGUCCCGCCUCUCCACUGUAACCUUGGAAACAGAAGAGGUCAGUAAGACACUCAAAGCCACCUUGUCUGCGCUAUUGGACAGUAUGUGUGACAGUGACAGUAACCCUGCCCCUGACGUGCCUAUCAGCCUAUCACAUGACCCCAUGGGAACCGCCUCCGCCUCUAAACUAGCCCUUGCCAAGAGGAGAGCCAAUCAGCAGGAGACAGAGAUAUUCUACUUUACGAAAGUGAAGGAAUAUCUGACUGGAAGCUCUCUGAUCUCCAAACUACAGGCUAAACAUGACUUGCUGCAGGAGGCUAUACAGAAAGCUGAAGCCGUUGAUAGCGACCCCUCCAGAAUGCAGUGUGCUAGGUCAGUGCGUGUACGGAGGUCGAGACCCUGUUCCAUGUACAGCCACACUCUCUUCACUUCUGAUAUGCUGGGUUUCAUUCAGAGUUCAGGUCAGCAGAUUCCAGUGGUAGUUGAAAGCUGCAUUCGCUUCAUUAAUCUACAUGGUCUACAUCAUGAAGGGAUAUUCCGUGUUCCCGGCUCUCAGAGAGAGGUCAACCUUAUUAGAGAUGCUUUCGAGAGAGGAGAGGAUCCUCUAGCAGACAGUGACUGUGACAUUGAUUCAGUGGCUGGGGUGUUGAAGCUGUACUUCAGGGGACUGGAGCCUCCACUGUUUCCUGACCAGUACUACACCGAGCUGCUGGACUGCGUCCAGAAUGAGGUAUUGGCAGAGAAAGCAGCCCAGAUAAAGUCUGUUGUGUCCUCCUUCCCUCGGCCGCUUCUUGUCGUCAUACGUUACCUCUUUGCUUUCCUCAAUCAUGUCUCACAGUACAGUGAUGAGAACAUGAUGCAGCCCUAUAAUCUGGCGGUGUGUUUCGGGCCGAGCCUUCUGAGAGGGUCCGAGUCAGGUGAUGUUGUAGCUAGACAACCGCAGGUCAACGACCUCGUCAAGACCAUGAUCAUUCAGUAUGAUGUCAUCUUCCCCAGCCAAUCAGAGCUGCCAGGGCCCGUUUACGAGAAGCAUAUGACUCUGGAGCAGGAGUACUGUGAACCAAUCGCAGAGGAGGGAGAUGGGGAUACUGAACAACUCCCUAGUGAGGAUGAGUGGGAGGCUGUGGCUAUGUUUGAUUACACGGCGCGUUCUGCUACUGAGCUGUCCUUUAAACAAGGAGAGCCGCUCCUCCUGCACAGCAAGGCGUCGGCUGACUGGUGGAGAGGGGAGGUGGGAGGAGUCAGGGGUCUGAUACCACACAAAUACAUCAGUGUGUUGGAAGGAACAGAGCGAGGGAGGAGGAGCAGCAGUGGAGGAAGCACUGGAAACCUGGCUUCAGAAGAGAUUCUGACUGAGAACACGACGCGGCUGAGGGUGAACAGUGAUAGUGCUUCAUUGCCUGGGAGACAGAGGGCAGUGGAGGGCAGCAGCAGCCCAGUCCAAAAGACCCCCCUCUCUCCUGUCACACGCCCAAACAUGGGGAACCCUGAGCGCAGGCACACCUUGGAUAAUGUGAAGCAGAGGUUAGGAACCGCCGAGAGACAGUCAGACGCCGGACCUUCCGACAGGCCGGACCUCAGUAAACAGAUGAACUCCGUCUUCAAGGAGCUUCUGUCUCGACAGCCCCCUCUGCAGCCUGCCUCCCAAGCUCUUCCCUCCUCCUCACCCCUCCCUUCCUCUUCUUCUUCCUCCUCCUCCCUCUCCUCUCUCCCCGGGGGCAGGAAGGCAGGCUUUAGCCUCAGGGGGCGGGCUCUCUUUAGACCAGCGGACCAAUAGGAAGACAGAGGGAGAAAUGUGGCGAUGAUGAUGACGAUGAUAAUAAUGAUUUAUUUUUAUGACACGUUUGUGUGUGAAAUUAUAUUAGUGUGUGAUGUUUGUGCGUGAUAUUGCUUGUCUUUUACACCUGUCUCAGUGCUGUCUAUCGUUCUGUAUUAGAACAAGGAUGGGUUUGGUUUCCAACAACUCAGGGCUGGAGUAACUUACCUAUUUCUGUGAUCAAUUGUUUUAAAACUUGAUAUACAAUCAUUUAAAGCACUUAGUAAAACUAUAACAUAAUACUGGAAACUGGGUCCAAUAGCAUAUCCAAGAUGGCCUCCACACCAGAUUUUGGUAUGCUAGUUAAACUGUGAAAUUGUACAAUUUACACUCUAGUAAUUCCAACUCUAUGGCCUGAGGGGCUUUGUCCACUCUAGUCAUUAUAUUUCUAUGGAUGCAACCCUCUUCCUUGAGCCACUGUUGGUGAUGUCACGUAAUAAAAUACGUAUGUGGUAAAUCAGUAACUAAUAAAUAGAUUCAAUUGGC